UUGGUGGGGGUUCACCCUGCUCUCCUUCACGUCCUCAUCGCGUCAGUCCCAUUCUGCUGCACCCCCGCUCGCUGCGGUCUCCCCGCACUGCUGCGCGUCGCGUCGCGUCCACGCGUGUGAAGCUUCGGCGUGGUGGCUGCGGGCUGAGCCAGAGAGCGUGCGCUCCUAGCGGCAGCGCCGUUCAAAGCCACAGGCGGAGACGGAGAGGAGAGGAGAGGAGAGGAGGAUGUUGAGCGGACUUGUAGUGUGACUGUACGUUCACGGCGUUUUAUCCCACGCUGAGCACAUGGGUCUUCUGGGAGCCGGUUCCCGUUGUAAUAAAACAACUUUCUGGGAAUCAGCGAGAGUGAGAGACUGGUUCUCAGUCAGAGUAUCGGCCGAGACAUGUGUUGAACUGUGGAGACGUCGCUGAAGAUUUGAAAGGUGCCAGAGACGCGUCUCGAGGAGCCGAGGACCUGCAGCGAAGUGCGUCCGUCCGUCCGUCCGUCCGUCCGUCGUUUUCCGCCCAGCGCCGCUGGAGACGCAGCGCGGGCGGUGGAUGAACUUAGGGGGAAGCGCCAGAGUUGGGUGUGAAGGUUCGGUGGACAUGAGCAGCCCGAGCAGCUCCGGGCGACGCGCUGGUGGAUGGGUCCUGUGUGAUGUCGGUCAGUGAGUAGGAGCUGGACACAACUUCCACACGCGCGGAUCGGACUCGGCUGCUGUUCGGACGGAGCGCGUUUCUGCUGUAGAUCCCAGGAUUGCGCGCCCGCCGUGGAUCUCUAAUAUGCUAGCAUGGCUCCGCUAGCGUGGAUCAUUGUUGCUGGAUUACUGUGUUUCCAAGUUGAUGGAUCCCGUCUGCGCCAGGAGGACUCCCCACCGCGGAUUGUGGAGCACCCGUCUGACCUGAUUGUAUCCAAAGGAGAGCCCGCCACUCUCAACUGCAAAGCAGAGGGGCGGCCGACGCCCACGGUGGAGUGGUACAAGGACGGGGAGCGGGUGGAGACGGACAAAGACGACCCUCGUUCCCACCGCAUGCUGCUGCCCACUGGCUCCCUCUUCUUCCUGCGCAUCGUCCACGGGCGGCGGAGCAAGCCAGAUGAGGGCGCCUACGUCUGCGUGGCCCGGAACUACCUGGGAGAGGCCGUGAGCCGCAAUGCGUCCCUGGAAGUAGCAUUGCUGCGAGAUGACUUCAGACAAAACCCGACAGAUGUGGUGGUGGCAGCAGGAGAGCCGGCGAUCCUCGAGUGUGUGCCUCCCCGAGGCCACCCUGAACCCACCAUCUUCUGGAAGAAGGACAAAGUGCGAAUAGAUGACAAAGAUGACAGGAUCACCAUCCGAGGAGGGAAGCUUAUGAUCUCUAACACAAGGAAGAGCGAUGCUGGCAUGUACAUCUGUGUGGGCACCAACAUGGUCGGCGAAAGGGACAGCGAGACGGCACAAGUCACAGUUUUUGAGCGCCCAACGUUCCUCCGGAGACCAAUCAACCAGGUGGUGCUUGAAGACGAGACAGUGGAGUUCCGCUGCCAGGUUCAAGGAGAUCCCCAACCCAAUGUGCGUUGGAGGAAAGAUGACGUUGAUGUUGCCCGUGGGAGGUACGAGAUCAAGUAUGACAAGGACGACUAUGUGCUGAGAGUGAAGAAGGCCUCCAUUAAUGACGAGGGCGUGUUCACGUGUGUGGCGGAGAACCGCGUGGGCAAACUGGAGGCGUCUGCCACUCUCACAGUGAGAGCUCGCCCCGUUGCUGCUCCCCAGUUCGUCAUCCGUCCAAGGGACCAAAUUGUGGCCCAAGGUCGCUUAGCCACCUUCCCAUGUGAAACCAAAGGAAACCCUCAGCCUGCCGUCUUCUGGCAGAAGGAGGGAAGUCAGAACUUGCUCUUUCCCAACCAACCCCAGCAGCCCAACAGUCGCUUCUCGGUGUCGCCCAGCGGAGACCUCACCAUCUCGUCGGUGCAGCGGGGAGAUGCUGGUUACUAUAUCUGCCAGGCGCUGACCGUUGCAGGCAGUAUCCUUGCCAAGGCUCAACUGGAGGUCACAGAUGUUCUCACUGACAGACCACCGCCCAUCAUUCGCCAAGGUCCGUCCAACCAGACGCUCGGCGUGGACAGUGUGGCCCUGUUGAAGUGCCAUGCAUCAGGAGACCCCAUCCCCUCCAUCAGCUGGUUGAAGGACGGUGUGAGUCUGCUGGGAAAGGACGCCCGCAUGUCCCUGCAGGAGCUGGGCAGCCUGCAGAUCAAAAACAUCAAGCUUUCAGACUCUGGGAUCUACACCUGUGUGGCUACCAGCUCCACUGGUGAAACGUCGUGGAGCGCUUUCCUGGAAGUCAAAGAGUCGGGUGCAGUGACAGUGCUAAAGAACCAUGAUGAGAAUGAGCUUCCAGGCCCACCGUCCAAACCUCAGGUCACUGAUGUCACCAAGAACAGCGUCUCCCUGUCCUGGCAGCCUGGAAUGGCUGGAGCCUCACCCGUCUCCUCCUUUGUCAUUGAAGCUUUCAGUCAAUCAGUGAGCAACAGCUGGCAAACGGUAGCAGAUCAUAUCAAGACCACCCAGUUUACUGUGAAGGGUCUUCGUCCCAACACUAUCUACCUUUUCAUGGUGCGAGCUGUCAACAGCCAGGGCCUGAGUGAUCCAAGUCCCAUGACUGAUCCUGUCAGAACCCAAGAUAUCAGUCCUCCAGCUCAGGGUGUCGACCACAGGCACGUACAAAAAGAGCUUGGUGAGGUCAUAGUUCGGUUGCACAACCCGGUCGUGAUGAGUCCCACAACUAUUCAGGUCACGUGGACGGUGGAUCGUCAGUCCCAGUUCAUUCAGGGCUACAGAGUUGUGUACAGGCAGACAUCAGGACUUCCCUCUCCAGGAGCCUGGCAGACCCAGGAUGUGAAGAUCCCCUCUGAGCGCAGCGUGGUCCUGUCUGCUCUCAAGAAGGGAAUUGUGUACGAGAUCAAGGUCCGGCCUUAUUUCAACGAGUUUCAAGGCAUGGACAGCGAGUCCAGGACAGCGAGGACGACUGAAGAAGCUCCCAGUGCCCCCCCUCAGCAGGUAACGGUCCUCACUGUGGGGAACCAGAACAGCACUUCCAUCAGCAUCUCCUGGGACCCCCCUCCACCCGACCACCAGAACGGCAUCAUCCAGGAGUACAAGAUCUGGUGUCUUGGGAAUGAGACGCGUUUCCAUGUAAAUAAGACUGUGGAUGCAGCCAUACGAUCUGUGGUGGUGGGCGGGCUGCAGGUGGGAGUCGUGUACCGGGUGGAGGUGGCCGCCAGCACAAGUGCAGGAGUUGGAGUCAAGAGUGAACCUCAAUCUAUUGUUAUUGGUAAGGAGUUUCGGGACGUGAUCAUACACGGAAACCGGAAUAACAGCAUCACAGAGCAGAUCACCGACGUGGUGAAGCAGCCUGCGUUCAUUGCCGGGAUCGGAGGCGCCUGCUGGGUCAUCCUCAUGGGCUUCAGCAUCUGGCUCUACUGGAGGAGAAAGAAGAGGAAGGGCCUGAGCAACUACGCAGUUCAGUCCUUCACCUUCACCCCUGCAGUGACAUUCCAGAGAGUCGACGGUGGUCUGAUGAGCAAUGGGAGCCGGCCAGGUCUCCUGAAUGCCAGUGACCCAGGCUACCCCUGGUUAGCCGACUCCUGGCCUGCAACCAGCCUGCCUGUCAACAGCAGCUCUGGGGGACCCAAUGACCUCAGUAACUUUGGCCGAGGAGAUCUUCCCACUGGGCAGGGGGAUAAGUCAGGCACCAUGCUCUCUGAUGGAGCCAUCUACAGCAGCAUAGACUUCACCACCAAAGCCAACUACAACAGCCCUGGCCAAACCUCGCAGGCCACCCCCUAUGCCACAACUCAAAUUCUGCACUCCAGCAGCAUCCACGAGCUGGCAGUGGACCUGCCAGAGGCCCAGUGGAAGGCCUCGCUGCAGGCCAAGCAGGAGAUGGCCAGUCUGGGCUACUCGCUGCCAGACAAGAACUCCUGCAACAACACACUCCUUUUCAUUCCCGACUACCGAUUGGCCGAAGGAUUGUCUAGUAGAAUACCACACAACCAAUCACAAGAUUUCAGCACCACCAGCUCUCACAACAGCUCAGAGCGAAGCGGCAGUCUCUCAGGUGGAAAGGGGGGAAAGAAGAAGAAGACUAAGGCUGGAUCCAAACCCACUAAAGCUAAUGGGUCCAACUGGGCCAAUGUCCCCCUGCCCCCUCCCCCUGUUCACCCUCUCCCCGGCACUGAGAUGGACCAUUACCCCAAUGAGCACCAUGAAGGAGGAGGGUAUGAGAGCGAUGGCUGGGGGCCGCCGAUGCCUGUGCAGACCUACCUUCACCAGGGCAUGGAGGAUGAGCUGGAGGAGGAGGAGGAGCGUGUUCCCACCCCUCCCAUACGAGGCGUCGCCUCGUCCCCGGCCGCUGUGUCGUUUGGGCAGCAGUCCACAGCCACACUCACCCCUUCUCCCCGAGACGAGAUGCAGCCCAUGCUCCAGGCCCAUUUGGACGAGCUGACCCGAGCGUACCAGCUGGACAUGGCUAAACAGACAUGGCACAUGCAGGGAGGCGCCCUUCCUCCGCAGGCUCCCGCGCCUCCAGUGGGCUACGUGUCCAGCACAAUGGUUUCUGACCUGGAAACUGACCUGCCUGAUGAGGAUGAGGAGGACGAGGAUGAGGAGGAAGAUGAGGGCUAUGGAGCGAGGCAUCCCCGGGGUCUAGAGCACACGCCGGGGUCGAGCAUGGACAACCUGGACAGCUCUUUAACAGGCUCCAUGGUGAACGGCUGGGGCUCAGCCUCGGAGGACGAGCGUAAUUUCUCCAGCCAUAGGUCCAGUUUGGGCAGCUCGUCCGACGGCUCCAUCUUUACACACUGCAGCUUUGCCCAGGCCCUGGUGGCGGCUGCAGACAAGGCCGGCUACCGCCUGGAGGGCACGAGCCUCAGCAAGAGAGCUAAAGGCUUGUCCCACAGACCCCGGCCCAGCAGUCCGUUCUCCACAGAUGGCAGCACAGUGGGCACACACAGCCUGGGCCACCAGAGGGCCACCAGACCCACACGCAAACCCCGGAGCCAGGGCACAGCACCCCACAGGAGAGACGCCGGUGCCGACGACCUACCUCCUCCCCCGGAGCCCCCUCCCUGUCAGGGCCAGGGCCGUGUCCAGGGGGCUCGUGGCAUCAACAGCAUGGCGCCACCGACAGAGAGGAAGGCCUCGUCCCUGGAGCGCCCGCCCAUGUCCGGACCGCUUUCUGGGCCCGACGACGUGAAGAGCUCCGUGGACAGACAGACACGCACUUCUCUGGAGCACCAUCGCCAGGCUCAAGACCGGUUGGGCUCCAUGGACCGAGCCGACGACGGACGACGGGGCCACAAGACGGAGGACGGGUGUCUGCCAUACAGUAAACCCACGUUCCCGUCCCCCGGCGGCCACAGCUCCUCCGGCACAGCCUCCUCCAAGGGCUCCACUGGGCCGCGCAAGGCCGAGGGUCCGCGACAGCCGCAGCAGUGGACCGCCACAGAGCACGCCGAGUUCCUGGGGGCCAACGGGCAACAGUACACGGGAGAGUUAUAGUGACCUGCCGCUGGUGUGAGCUGGACAAACCCCCGUCGUCCUCUGAAGAAUGACGCCCUCCACGUCGGAGUCGUGAACUUUGUCCUCACCUGCGCGCGCUCAGAGGGAAGUGCAGCCGAGGCCGCAGAGAAAGCAGUGUCACAGAACUGUAAAUGCGAUGUAUAGACACAGACAUACUGUACAUCUCACUAUGUUUUUUUUGUCCUCAAGAAAAUAUUUUCCACCUCCUACCUUACUGUACUUUUGUUUUUGUUAAAAAAAGGCAAGUAAAAAAAAAAGAAAACAUCUAUAAAAGAACAAAUUUUCUGGUAACGGCCCUUUUGUUUCCUGUAAAUAUAUUCUUUAACUUGUUGUUGCAUUGCUAUGCAAGCCGAAUUCAGUUCAAGCGUUUUAUUUCAUAUACAGAAACAGUUGGUUUUCUCUGGUAAUUUGUAUUAUAUGUGAAUUGAGUGGCUGUUGUGCCAUAAAAUAAUUGUUUUAUAAUCCAUUGUUUGUUAAUAGGUACCAUUAAUUAUUAUCAUCAUUAUUAUUAUUAUUAUUAUUAUUAAUUAUUGGUUUUGCACUGCAAUUUUUGGUGAUAAGCACAAAAACAUAGCUCCUGCUGACAUGAAGAACCGCAAGAAUAUGUGAAGAGGAGUUUCUGUACUGUAAAGUAAAGAGAAGAAAAUUAUAUAACUAAUGUACAGAGAGAUAUAAGAGUACGGCUUUGCUCACAGACACACAAGUACGGCGCCCGUUUCCAUGUGUGGGACCGGGCGGCAGACGCACCAGGCUCCUGAGGGUCCGAGGGCAGACGUGAGGCUGGGGACGGUACACGCAUCCAUUCUGUACUUUAUGUCCCACAAUAAUAGUUUGAUCACAAUGAUUUUGGCAGCUCCAGGCGUUGUCUUGCUUUAAAAAGACACAGGAGGGUAUUUUUUUAUGAUCCCAGCAUCAAAGUUGACUUAUUUUUUAUUGAUUUACUGCCUCGAUAAUUUUACAGCUCUGAGUUUACGCUCCUCGUUCAGCACAACACGCCAACAAAAACACAGUGGGAAAAGAUGAGGAGUCUGUGAAAUCAGUCGUGUGGUUCAGUCACAGCACUUACAAAGACCCAUGAUUCCUCCGUAGCCUUAAAGAUGAGCAGACAUCACGGUGGAGGAGUAUUUAUUGCUAUUAGAGGCGUUUUUACUCCUAAAUUAUCUUUAAAAUUCAGGGGAGCAACAUAAUUUGUUUACAUCUCGUAUGUUUUAUUUUCCAUUCGAGUUUAUUCUUGUUUGCUUUUAAGAGCACUUAUUGCUUUAUGUUUGUGGUACGGUACCAUCCAGGAUGGAUCCAGCUGAGUGCUGUUCAAUGAAAGGAUCUAUUAAAGCAGCUGUCGUUCCACAGGCCGGCGCCUCAGUUACCAAAGUCCUGCGUGAGAAGCGGAUGAGCUCCAGCAUCGAGGGCUAACGGAGAGCGGCCUUGUAGAUGAACUAGCAGGUUGCACUGCCUCCAUGUCUAUAGCCACAGUGUGGAGCAGAACACUUUCUAUCUGCCUGUCUGCCACAAAACACACACGCAUCCUCUGCAGUUUUGUGACUUCUCAGCCUCUGAUUCUCAAUUUGUGUCCUUUCAGACAAUGUUUUUCUUAGUUGUCCUUUUUUAAUGAAAAGCUUGUUUCUUCGUAUGCCUUUUAUGGACUCCAAACGCUGCUUACAACAAUGUUUUCAAUAUUAAUGUUCAGGAUUUCUGUGGUUCAAUGACUGUUUGUUUUGUCUUUUUUUGUACCGCUGAUAUUGAUACCCGGGGGGUGGAAACUAAAGGCCAUCAGAUGCUGUUGUACUGUUGUUGUCAUGCCAUUGUCAUUUUAAUAUCACCCACCCAGUGGCCAGUGUUCUGGAAAUGAGGUGCAAAGAGUAUCUCAGGUUAUUUUACAUUCUGGUGGUGUUUAUGUAUGUGUAUAUAUGUGUAUAUACCCAUAUGCAUCUCCACUUGACUACGCCAUUCCGUUCUCAUUGACGAAAACAUCCCUCUCAUGUCCGGUUCUGUCGUUUCCCUCUUUUCUUUUCCACUGUGGGGAUUAAUUCUGUGCUGGUUCAACCACCUUAAGACAAGAUGUCACUAAAAGAACAUACCAAAUUAAGAUUGAUAUUUCUAAUGUCUAAUGCGUUUUCGUGUCUCUUUACCACCCAUUGUUUCCUUUAAAUCACGGUGUCGUUUUGUAUUUAUUAAAAUGAUAAUAAAAGUAUAUUGUGAAAUAUGCAUAAAGAUUUGUGGGAUAUAAAAUGUGUUUUUUCUGGGUUUUUUUCCUUGUAAAGUUCGCUGUGGAGUCGAGCAGCGAGGCCAUAAGGAGAUGAUGAAGCCGGGUCGGUCUUCGUCGUGCAUGUUCACCGCUCUGCUCCUCUCAUGUCAAAAGUAAAACUCCAGAACCUCUGGACACAAGCAGCAGGAACGCUCACGACUUGUUGAGACUACAGACAAAAUGUCUUUCUGGAAGGUUGGACGUGCGCUCCCUUUCCCUCCUUUCUUCAUUUUCUCAGUAUCGUUGCUUCUUCUAUGUGUGUUGCCUUUUUGCUAUAAAAGAGGAUUGAAACGAUAAAAACUUCUUUCUGUACAGCAGGAGGUGAAGUGACACCCCGAUCUCAUGCCAUUUCUCCAGUACAUUUUACUUUUUUUUUUUGUAACCCACUUUCUGUAUUCACUUGCAUGUCCUUGUCCAAGAAGAGAGUGGAUGGAGAAAAUAAGCUUUUACAGUCUCAUUCCCAUGUCCUGUAAGAUAAACCAUGUUAUUUUAUUUCCUUGUACCUGGAUCAAUAUCAAAUAAAAUAUUUUUGAAAAACGAAA
This is a messenger RNA of Betta splendens (Siamese fighting fish), 8322 nucleotides long. It is a transcript of the gene robo2, whose product is annotated as roundabout, axon guidance receptor, homolog 2 (Drosophila). Gene Ontology annotation, molecular function: protein binding. The transcript is spliced from 31 exons. NCBI's taxonomy places the organism in Eukaryota, Metazoa, Chordata, Actinopteri, Anabantiformes, Osphronemidae. The coding region runs from base 772 to 5517 and encodes 1581 amino acids. The record is from RefSeq and is a predicted model, not a curated record.